This is a messenger RNA of Uranotaenia lowii, 794 nucleotides long. RefSeq names its product thioredoxin, mitochondrial. The transcript is spliced from 3 exons. Lineage: Eukaryota; Metazoa; Arthropoda; Insecta; Diptera; Culicidae. The record is from RefSeq and is a predicted model, not a curated record. Gene Ontology annotation, cellular component: cytoplasm. Bases 130 to 561 code for a protein of 143 amino acids. Gene Ontology annotation, molecular function: protein-disulfide reductase activity.
AUUUUGACAGCAGGCCAAUUUCGCAUCGCAUUUCAUAACAGCAGCCUAGAAUUCGUGUAACUUUCGGGUGCGUGUGACCAGCAGUUUUUAAGAAAAGAUCCCGUAUAAAUCUUCCCCCAAACCAUCACGAUGAACUCGCUCCGUCGUCUGGUAACCGGUGCGAGCCGCUUAUCGGUCGUGUCGAGGAGCAACAACAUUCGCACCAUUAGUACCAGUUCCGGCCUGCUGGACAUCUUCAAAAUUCAGAGCCCCCAGGAGUUCGACGAAAAGGUUAAGAACAGCAAGGACCCGAUCAUUGUGGACUUUUUCGCAACAUGGUGCGGACCAUGCAAAAUGUUGACUCCACGCAUUGAAUCCGUUAUCGGGGAACAGGGUGGAAAGGUCAAGCUGGCCAAGGUCGAUAUCGAUGAACACAGCGAUCUGGCCCUGGAUUACGAGGUAGCUUCGGUUCCAGUUCUGCUGGCCAUCCGCAAUGGGAAAGUCGAGCAGCGAUUGAUCGGACUUCAGGACACUGACAAGCUUCGAAAUUGGGUGGAGAACGUUGUCGGUGAGAAGAAGUAAUAGACCGUUUCCAAGUACAUAGUAAGAUUUUUGUGGAAGGUGUGGAAUGUGUUACAUCAUCAAAUGAUAAAUGUCAGGAACUUUCUAGAAUUGCUUGUCCAGUGACCGAGAAAAAUAGCAAAUCCUUUAGAAAAUUAUAUCUAGUGGUGUGCGAUUUGUAACGUUUGAUCAGCACGAAAAAUAUAAACAUGUAAAAGCUGUUGUUCCAAUAAAUGAUAGACUCAAAAUCAAAA